This is a messenger RNA of Prunus armeniaca (apricot), 219 nucleotides long. NCBI's taxonomy places the organism in Eukaryota, Viridiplantae, Streptophyta, Magnoliopsida, Rosales, Rosaceae. The record is from the annotation of a GenBank genome assembly.
AUGUUUAGGGAGCGAAGGAGGGAUAAAGAGAUCAAGGAGAGUGGGGUGAAAUACGUGAGGAUGGAGAGGAGGAUUGGGAAGUUCAUGAGGAAAUUUGUGCUGCCAAUUUGGUUGCGGGCUAGGGUGGGAGGUGCUGGGUUCUGGGUUCAUGGGGGUGGGUGGUGUCAUGGGAAUGAGAGGAGAAGAAAUUGGUGGGGGAGUGAGAGAGUUUUUUUUUAA